GAAUUUCAACAUCACCAAUGACUGUUAGAAUACUGUUGUUUCAAGAUUUGUUUGCCCUGAAUUGGGAUUUUAAUCCGGACCUUAUUGUUAUCCAGAUUGUUCGUUUUGAACUCAACGAACCCAGUGUGAUCAGAGGUUUGAAAUGGGUUGCUGCGAUUUCUUUGUCGUCGCGUUCACAAUUGCCAACAUGACAAACGGUGGAUACAACUCCCUGUUGGACGUCGGUUUAGAAAAGGUGGACACUUGGUCGCAGGCCAAAUCGAACAAAGUGAAACUCCCGGAUUUCAUCUAUCCACUUAACCACCAAAGAAAGUUGUGGAUACCUUCGAUCAUUUGCAGCCAAGGGAAAUUUGUGGAUUUUUCAGAUCUUAAGAAAAGCAAAGGAAAUGUUACCUAUGAAAUUUUUGGCAAGACCCGAUAUAUCGGCCUUUAUCUGGGUAUGGACUCGUUGAAUUUGGUCUACGAUAAAUGCCAAUUCUCGUUCUUCGGAAUGUCGACGACAAACCGAUUACAUUGGACCAUAUCGAACGCAAUGGUGCACGUCGUCAUCUCUUUCGAAGACAGGCCGGACCGUAACUGCCAGCUCAAACUCGAAAAAGUAAAAGUGGUACGGCUAGGAAAGGUGACCCUCGCGCGUCGGACCGGCUUGGUAAGCCGAACCUUGUCCAGCAUUGUUCAAAUGAUAACGUCCGUUUUCAAAAAUAGUGUACUCAGAUUGUUGGACUAUCAUCUGACAAUCGGAAUCAAGAAAAAUCUACCUGUUAUCUGUCAAAACGUUGCCGAUUACUAUUCAACGUUGGACUUUAAUUUUGGCUAAAUUUAUUUAUAUUUGUUAUAGAUUCAUUACAGUUUUGUUAAUAAAUACAUUUAUGUUAAAAUUCCAAUGUAUUACAGAAUGUGGAUUUCAUCUGUAAAAUGUUCAA
This is a messenger RNA of Cimex lectularius (bed bug), 923 nucleotides long. RefSeq lists its product as uncharacterized. NCBI's taxonomy places the organism in Eukaryota, Metazoa, Arthropoda, Insecta, Hemiptera, Cimicidae. The record is from RefSeq and is a predicted model, not a curated record. Bases 143 to 817 code for a protein of 224 amino acids. The transcript is spliced from 3 exons.